Molecule: messenger RNA, 1400 nt
Organism: Achroia grisella
Lineage: Eukaryota; Metazoa; Arthropoda; Insecta; Lepidoptera; Pyralidae
Gene: RNaseX25
Product: ribonuclease Oy
Exons: 3
Coding region: 113-919 (268 amino acids)
Biological process (GO): RNA catabolic process
Cellular component (GO): extracellular region
Molecular function (GO): ribonuclease T2 activity; RNA binding
Source: RefSeq, a predicted model, not a curated record
UCAUACAUAAUAUUCUAUUAUUCAUUCGUUUACAAUUUUACAUCUUUUGUCAUGAAUUUUAUUUUACUCAAUAUAUAUAUUUAUUAAUAUUAUCAAAUUGUACUUAAUAAACAUGCCUAUAUACAGCAUGCCUCUGCUUUUAUUAUCGCUUUAUUUAAGUGUGGAUUACGUACAACCAUCAAAUCUGAAGGACGCACAUCAGUUCGACCUGCUUAUAUUCACACAAUUCUGGCCGGCAACUGUCUGCACAGAAUGGAAAGAGAAGAAUCCGUCCCACUCGUGUGCGAUGCCCACCAGACCAGACUCUUGGUCUAUUCACGGCAUCUGGCCGACAAGGCUCGGCACUAAGGAGCCGUCUUUCUGCAAUAGAACAUGGCAUUUCGACCCUGAACAAAUCCAGCCUAUCGAAGCACAGAUGCUGCAAGUAUGGCCUAACAUUGAAGCAGAAACAUCAACAUAUGCUUUAUGGUCUCAUGAAUGGACUAAACACGGCACCUGCGCUGCCGCGUUGGAGCCUCUUAAUUCAGAAUUGAAAUACUUCUCGCAAGGCCUUGACUGGCUUAAAAAAUAUAACAUGUUAGAUAUACUGACAGCAGCUAACAUUGUGCCCACAGAAGAAAAAGAGUAUCCUAUUACAGAUAUCAAUAAUGCUGUUGUGGAGAAGUUGGGUGUGAGACCGCGAAUUGAAUGCAAUAAAGUCGACGGUAAGAACCAGAUAUUCGAGAUACGCAUUUGCUUUAAUAAGACCUUAGAUUUAGCAGAUUGUGACGGCACCAAGUAUUAUGAUGAGUUCAAUACGGUAUUGACAAAUUGUGAUCCUUCCCGAGAUAUAUACUACCCUCAUAAUGUGGCAGAACCUAAACACUUGUAUGUACAAUUGUACAAACUGACAUCUUGGAUUCAAUGGUUGACACUAUAAUAUUUUAUACACCUGAUACCACAUAACUCGUGAUAAUAAUUUAAAUUUAUUUAGUAUAAUAUGUUAACAUUAAUAUGAAAUUACUUCCUGCAAUUAAAUAAUUUGUUUAUGUAUAUUUAGAUUCAAUUCAGUAUUCUUUUUUAUUGAAAUUUAGAAUGAAUUUUAUUUUAUGAUUUUUUAAAAUUUACAAUGCAAUGAAAUUUUAUUUUAUGUGAUGUUUCAAUAUCAAGAACAACUUUAGAAAUGUAAAUUUAACACAUAUGUGGCUAUUAAAAUACAUAAUUUCAUUUAACAUUAGAAUCUAUAAAUAGAUUCAUUUUUUUGUGUGAAUAAACUAAGAAAAUUGUUUUAAAGCAUAAUUUAUAUCUAAAUUAGAUAUUAGAAAGAAAUGAGAACUAUUAAUAUCAGGUAUAAGGGACAUGUACCCAACAUUCAUAUGUAGUAUUGAAAUAUAUGCCUUCCAGAGAUGAUUUCAGUGAUU